AUGACGGAUCCCCUCUCUAUCGCCGCCAGCGUAACGGGCUUCGUUUCACUCUCCCUCCAAGUUACCGAGUCUCUAUACAAAUAUUAUGAGUCCUACAAACAUCGUCGUGAUGAAUUGGCACAGAUGGCUCAAAGGCUUCAUGCUGUUUGUCAGAAUCUCAAACUACUUGAGGGAAUAGUUGCAGCCCGGAAAUGGCCGCCAGGCGAGCAGGACAUCCUUCAACGAGUUGAUUCAAGCAUCUCCGAUUGGAAAGGAAUUAUUCAAGAUCUACAAGAACAACUCGACAAGUUUGAGAAUGAGCCCCAGGCAACGCUCAAGGAGACGAUCCGGGUUGCUGGGCGUAGUGCAGCUUAUCCAUUUCGCCAGAGGACUCUCAUAAAGUUAGCUGUCGAUGUGGAUGCACUCCAGAAGAGUUUAUGUAUGACUCUGCAGCUACUACAGGUGAAGGACUACGCUAUACUCGGGAACGACCUUGAGGAUAUUAAAAACAUCCUUAAAAUUGCUCAAGCACAUAAUGUGACUAACGGUGUAAAUAUAUGGCUGAAGUCGCCAGAUGUAUCAGUGGACUAUAACAGCGCUUCUGAGAAGCGACAUUCACAGACGGCGAUCCAACAUACCUGGCGCUAUGCGCAGUCACAACCUGAAUGCGCUAUUGCGUACUUCUUCUACACCUUUCAAGAUAAGUCGAAACAAGACGCCUCUGCUCUCCUACGCGCGAUUCUAUUACAACUCUGCCACCAAGUAACGGGAUUUGAGGCCGAAUUGACUCGUCUCGCCAGCAAUUACACCAACGGGCCCCCUCCACCGCAGGUGCUUGUGGAGUAUCUUCACUCAGCUAUCGCUAGGAAACAGCACGUCUACCUACUUGUCGAUGCCUUAGACGAGGUCCCUCAGAGCGCUAGAGGAGGGGAUGUGCUCCCUACUAUUCAGACAAUCCGCGAUUGGAAACUACCAGGCCUACAUCUACUAGUCACAAGCCGUGAUGUUGUGGAUAUUCGCCAGUCUCUCCAAGCUACCGGCGAGGCGGCUAUUAAUUUACGGAACGAUAGUGUCAAUAAGGAUAUAUCGCAAUAUGUAUCGGACAUACUAAAGUUCGAUCCACAACUGUCUCGGUGGGGAGAGCACUGCGAAACAAUCAGAGAGCAUCUAUCACUAAAGGCCGACGGGGGGUAG
Molecule: messenger RNA, 1173 nt
Organism: Exophiala aquamarina CBS 119918
Lineage: Eukaryota; Fungi; Ascomycota; Eurotiomycetes; Chaetothyriales; Herpotrichiellaceae
Exons: 2
Coding region: 1-1173 (390 amino acids)
Source: RefSeq, a predicted model, not a curated record